UAUUUUUGCGAAGGAACGAAACAGGUGCUUGUUUAUGGAAACAACAGUGGAGACUUCUGCUGAUUUUGUUCAUGAUAGAUCGACUUUAUUCUUAAAACUGCAAUCCUCAUCAUCAAUUAUAAUCAGAUUAAGUUUCUUCAGGAAAAGAGGGUACACAUACGACUUCCAAAAUGUCUUUCGCCGACAUGGCCGUGAUGGAGACGUUCCGUCUACUCGACAAGGUUCGAGCCGAAGGUCCCAAAGAGCGUCCAGAAAGACCCAACAUAGACUUUCCACAGGUAAAACCACACAGACCCACCAAGCCAAAGGAAUCUAAGAGUCAAAGAACGGAUCCUCUUCGUAUCCUAGAUCCUGGAAGGAAGAAACUGACAACUGUUGAAUCGCAAAGAAUUUUGGCAGUUUUGGAUGAGAGCAUCAAGAAUGCAGAGGUUGUGAGUUUGCUACCAUAUGCUUGUGAAAAUGUCAAUCGCUUCAGCGUGGUUCUGGGUGUUGAAACAGUUGUUGCAAUACAGGAACAUGAAAAAAUUCAGAGUGCUUUCAAAGAUGCUGCUCAGAAACUCAGUGAUUACAAGAACAUGGACAAAGAGUCUCGGAAAUCCACCCCAGCAGCAGAGGAUGAGCUGCACGACGAUGAUUAUGAUGAACUUCAGAUGAUCGAGAGCAGGAGAACUCCGUUAGAAGAUAAAGUUGGAUCAAUGACACUUAUUGAUGAGGAAGAAGUACACCUUUCCAAAAUGGUCAGUGCUCAAGCGCAACUGCUGAAGUUCUCAUGCAGGAAUAUCCUGCGGUUGCUGAGCCUAAACCCAGCUGCAGUCAAUGCCCUCAGGUCGGAGGUCAAAGAGCGUGAUCAGGAGGCUGGCUCCAUGAUCGGAUAUAUGAGGGAUCUUAGAUCGUUCAUUCUGGAGAGACUGCUCACCACACCCUUGGAAGAGAAAGAGAAAACAGAUUAUUUGAGGGAGAUUACCAUCAGGGAGCGAAAGAAUUCAGAAGUCAUCAAGAAACUCUCUGCAGAAUUGCAAGAGGCUAUUGAGGAUAAAGAUAUGAAGAUCUCCAAACAAAAUGACGAGAUCCGUCGGUUGAAGGGGGACCUCCACCAGCUAGAGAAGUUCUCCGAGGAGCAUAUCAGGAGAACCAAGUCUGAGGCUGACAAGCAGCAACAGGCCGACUACAAGAACUCGGAGGUCAAACAGACCAAGUUACACACUGACCUUCAGACACUAAGAACGCAGCUGACCAACCAGACCUCUGAGCACAGGGAGAGCGAGUUGGCUUUGAGAAAGAGAAAAUACAUGAUUGAAACUGAAGUAGAAAACUGGAUUCAGAAAUAUGAUCAAGAUAUGGGGGAAAGACAGGCCGAGUUUGAAGACCUCGAUACAAUCUACACUGAGGAGAAAACCCAGCUCAACGAACUGGAGGAAAGAUUCAAGACCCUGGAAGAGGAAUACACAAGAAUCGUCGAGGAGAGGCGUAUCGCACAGGAGAAGAAGGAACGUGAAGAGAGAGAACUAGCAAUGAUGAUCAAGGCUUCAACCAUGAUCCAGUCAUUCUGGAGGUCAUACAAAUGCAGGAAGGCUCUGAAGAACAAGGGAAAGAAGGGAAAGAAAGGCAAGAAAGGAAAGAAGGGGAAGCGAUAAUUUCAUUUGCGAUUCCACAUUAUGGUGUUUCUUCAAAUUUUGAUGCAUCUUUUAUGGAACUUCUUCACUAAACUUGGGACUCAGAAAAAAAUGGACUCAUUCCUAUAUAAGCAUAUUGUAAAAUUCGACACUGUGUUACAAGUUUAAUGUGUGAUAUUUGACACAUGAUCAUCUGCUUUUGAAAUUAGAUUAAUUCUGGUUGUGUUUAUUUAACCUUGCAGCCAGGAUUUCAAUCUCAGUUGGAGAUAUUACCAGUUGCGCUUCAACUCUUAUUGAAAAAAAAGGAAAUGCUCUUUAUCCAAACUCAUUUAUUAUUAUAUUUAUGCAUUUACACAGCUUAUAUGUUGGGACUGAUGUUUCAAUGUACGUUUUUUUCUUCCAAAAAUGUAUGGUGAAUGGGACAGAUAUGAAAAUAGGUUCAGAAGAGAAUCAGUUGUAGCAUAGAUGGUUCACGAAAACAGAUAUUCCUUUUGUUUAGGAUAUGAUAUUUUGCCUUUCAUUUAUUUUAAAUGGUUGCCUUGAAACUGAGUUGCAACUCUGGGAUUCUUUCUCAAACACUGUUUUCCAAAGAGAUGUCUUUCAUUUUCUUCACUUUGAAUAUGCAACAUUGAUUUUUGACAAAGAGUUUUUCUUGUUACACAGUUUUCAAAAGUUUCAAUUAAAUAUCUCGUACCAAUUUUGCUUCAUGUGCAAGUGGUGGGGGUAAAGUUCACUUGGGUCAGAGUAUGACCACAGUCAGGGCCCUGAUUCAUAAAACGUAUUAUCAAUAACAAUUUACAUUAACUGUUAUAAGCUACUAAAAUUGUGGCAUUUGAUUGGCUGAGAGCAAAUUUGUCACCAAAAUAUAGCAUAUUAUUGAUAACAAGUUUUAUGAAACAGGGCCCUACAGUAUACAUGUUCAUGUAAAUAAUGAAAGGAUUGUCAUGAAAAUUAUGCAGUGAAACAUAUCCAUUGAUAUACACUUGUACAUUUACAAAGAAGUAAGAGCCUUAAUAGCGUUGAUUUAUUGCAGAAGACCAGAAAACACUGCAUUCCAACGAGAUGUCUUUCAUUUUCUUCACUUUUGAUAUAUGCAAGAUUGAUGUAACAAGAACCUAUUUUUAAGUUUCAAAUUUCUCAUACCAAUUUAGCUUCAUUUGCAAGAGAAGGGUGUAAAGUUAACUUGGGUCAUGAGUAUUGGAGGAUGCAUUAACAUGUAAAUACUGAAAGGAUUGUCAUGAAAAGUAUGCAGUGAAAUACAUCUUCUGAUAAACAUCUACAAAGAAGAAAGAGCUUUGGAAUUGGUUUAUUAAAAAACACCAGAAAACACUGUUUUCAAAGAGAUGUCUUUCAUAUUCUACACUUUGAAUAUAUGCAAGGUUGUUACAACAAGAGCUUUUCUUUUUAAGUUUCAAAUUUCUUAUACCAAUUUUGCUUCAUUUGCAAGGGGUGGAGAUUAAGUCCACUUGGUUCAAUGUAUGACCACAGCCCUGGAAUAUACUCAUGUACAGUACAUGUAAAUAGUGAAAGAAUUGUCAUGAAAAUAUUGCAGUGAAACAUAUCUUUCGAUUUACAUAUAUAUACAAAGACCAGAAGCCGAAGGAUUAAAAGAUUGACAAGGACCAGUGUUUAAAUUUACUGCAAUAUUUCACCUUGAUUCUGCAACAUUACUUAGUGUCAAUUCUAUUAAAAAUGGUUAUUUCAGUGGGGAAACUGCACUUAUUAUACACAUGUGCCUGACUUUUUGAGAAAAUAUAAUAACUUCUGUUUUUAUCUCUAUCAUACUCUUACCUGAUUUCAAGUGCUAAUUACAAUAUCUUAAAAACAUGAUGUACAUAUGUAAAUUUGUAAAUUUUUAACAAACUUUAUUGUAAAGGAGAAUACAUUCAUAAAUAUGACAAA
Molecule: messenger RNA, 3515 nt
Organism: Strongylocentrotus purpuratus (purple sea urchin)
Lineage: Eukaryota; Metazoa; Echinodermata; Echinoidea; Camarodonta; Strongylocentrotidae
Gene: iqcd
Product: dynein regulatory complex protein 10
Exons: 4
Coding region: 171-1634 (487 amino acids)
Molecular function (GO): protein binding
Source: RefSeq, a predicted model, not a curated record